Ahaetulla prasina is the source of this 1445-nucleotide messenger RNA. It is a transcript of the gene CKS1B, whose product is annotated as CDC28 protein kinase regulatory subunit 1B. The record is from RefSeq and is a predicted model, not a curated record. The coding region runs from base 277 to 516 and encodes 79 amino acids. Gene Ontology annotation, molecular function: protein kinase binding; histone binding; ubiquitin binding. NCBI's taxonomy places the organism in Eukaryota, Metazoa, Chordata, Lepidosauria, Squamata, Colubridae. The transcript has 3 exons. Gene Ontology annotation, biological process: regulation of mitotic cell cycle. Gene Ontology annotation, cellular component: SCF ubiquitin ligase complex; cyclin-dependent protein kinase holoenzyme complex.
AACGAAGCAUCCGCCCCCUCAGAGCUUUCCGCCCAAUCAGCGUCGAAGGCGGAGGCUUUUGAAAAGCGGCGGUUCGGUGGAACUAGGCGAAGGGAAAACCCGCGCGAGGCCGAGGAAAGGGCGCAUGCGCAGGGGCGGCCGGCGCCUCCCCCUUCCAGUCGUCUUCCAACUGGCGCCGGCGAGCUCGGGGGUUCGGACGCCGCCGGGAAACGCCGAGCAGCGGCCGGAGGGAGCGAGCCAGACGGCGCCGACCGACCCGUCGUCGCCUUCCCGAUCAUGACGCACAAGCAGAUCUACUAUUCGGAUAAAUACGACGAUGAGGAAUUCGAGUACCGACAUGUCAUGCUGCCCAAAGACAUAGCCAAGCUAGUCCCCAAGACUCAUCUGAUGUCCGAAUCGGAGUGGCGGAACCUGGGCGUCCAGCAGAGCCAGGGUUGGGUCCAUUACAUGAUCCAUGAACCAGAGCCACACAUCCUGCUCUUCCGAAGACCGUUGCCGAAGAAAGUAGAAAAAUAACACCUCCUCCUCCUUCUUCUUCUGUGUUUUCAAUAGAAGCACCUUUUUGGGAGAACAGUUGGUUCUUUUAUCUCUAUCGUGAAAUUCCAAGAAAUAUUUUAAGAUGCUGGGCUCAGAAAAUACCGCUCGACGUAAACAAGCAGCCAAGAAAAACUGGCUUUGCCUCCGAUAUUUUAUCAGGCCGAAGCCAUCUUCAAGAACCUGCGACAACUUGACUUUUUUAAAAAUAUUUUUUUUACACUGGCUGAAAGCUUGGCCCGCCCGAGGGGCCUAAAUCGUGGUGGUGGUGUUGUUUUUUUAAAAAAAUAAUUUCUGGUCUUGCAAAACUUUGUUCUGCUCCGUUUGUUCUUAAAAUGUGCCUUUCCUUUUUAAUCUUAUAUUUCAACUGCUUUAGAGCUUUUAAUAUGAUUGAUACGAUUGUUCUUUGGGUUGGGUUAAUAAAGGGUCACCAUGUGUCCAAGAUCAUUUCUGCCUUCGUGGACCCCAAUUCGGUCGCAGUUUUCUAGAUUGCUUAAUCUAAUGUAAUUUAGACAUUGGAAUGUGUCGAUGGAAGGCGGAAUCGUGUCCCAGAUUAACUGAAAAUUAGGAGAAAAAUAACAAACCGGUCGAUGCAACUACAACGGGUUCAAACAACCAUUGGAGGUGCACUGGUAUAAAGGAUUAAAAUUCAACCAGGUUGUCUUCUAAAGAAAGCCAGUCAGGACUUUAAACUUAGACCCUUGAUCUCUAAAAAACAAUAAAAUCAAUGAAAAUAGGCAAUAUUUAAGCUUUGGGUUCAAUGGACAAAUGCCGCAACUUUGGUGUAGUUACAUCCAUGUUGUAACCUCUGUUUAUGAGGCCGUAUAUAUAACCUAUUGUACCAAGAAAUAUUCUAUACAUAUUCCCCUUGUUUUCCUUGUGCUUAUUUCUGUUUUUAAAUUUUCUUUCUU